Molecule: messenger RNA, 471 nt
Organism: Fonsecaea nubica
Lineage: Eukaryota; Fungi; Ascomycota; Eurotiomycetes; Chaetothyriales; Herpotrichiellaceae
Exons: 1
Coding region: 1-471 (156 amino acids)
Source: RefSeq, a predicted model, not a curated record
AUGGUCGAGUACACACCUGCUCCGGAAGACCUCUCGCGUCUGAACCCCAUCCAACGCUACAUGCAGAAAGGCCAACUCGACAAACAAGAUUAUGUCUACCUGAUCCUCAUCGUCCUUGUCUACUUCAUGGCCAGGCCUAAGAUUGAAGAAUUCUUCAAGUGGUGGAUGGGCCCGAAGGAGCUGCAAGAGGGCGAACAAGCCCGGAUAGCAUACAUGCAAAAGGCAAAAGUUGGACCAAACGUGAUACGGGGGACCGAGACCAGGAGUCUGGAGACAAUUCCCGAAGUCUCCGCCGACACUGCCACUGGCACCAACAUGGAUAAAAAAGGCAAGGUGGUGAACCGGAAAACAAAGGACAAGUCGGGAACCGACAAGCUGUUAGACUGGGAAGACGAGCCCGAGAGGAAGCCUACGGAAGGGGACAAGUCAGAUGUUGUCGCAUGGCUCGACAAAUGGUCUAAUGAAGAAUGA